Solenopsis invicta (red fire ant) is the source of this 1779-nucleotide messenger RNA. RefSeq names its product thioredoxin domain-containing protein 15 (gene bug). The record is from RefSeq and is a predicted model, not a curated record. NCBI's taxonomy places the organism in Eukaryota, Metazoa, Arthropoda, Insecta, Hymenoptera, Formicidae. Gene Ontology annotation, cellular component: cilium. The transcript has 5 exons. Gene Ontology annotation, biological process: cilium assembly. Bases 395 to 1303 code for a protein of 302 amino acids.
ACGAGAGUUUCGAAGCGUUAUAGGAAAAAGGCCGCCGUGGCCGCUCUCAGGUUCCUCUCUGUCUACUGGCAAAUACGUUUAGAAAAUCCAUAUAUUUUAUAUAAAAUGUUCAAAAAGUGUAGGCAACGCAAAAGAGUGUAGCCAAUGUAGAAACUACAAUAACCUCAAUAACCUGCAGCAGAAAGUUUGCAGUGCAGUAACCUCUGCGGAGGAUGAAUCGAAUGAAGAUCUUUCUAACUUUUUUCAAAUAAACUUAAUUAAUGCACUUUGACAUACUGAAAGAUAUUUGACAAGCCUACAGCCAGACUAAUUGUCGUACAUUUCGUUGUAUCUGAGGAUUUAAUAGGAUUUAUCAAUUUGUAACCAAUAACUAAUUUGAUGCCAAACAUCAAAGAUGAGUUUAUUAAGAAUAAGCUUUAUAGGCUUCAUUAUAUCUAUUCUAAUCUCAGGUAUUGUCAUGAGCGACGAAGAGAUUGCAGUAGAACUUGUAACAGAAACAUCUGAAGAUCUCACUGAUUCCAAUUCAGAAGAACUUGCAACAAAAAUAAUAUCUGAAGAUCUUACUGUUCUUAAUCCAGAAGAAAUUAAGCAGGUUGAUACAGACGAAAAGAGUGAGUCUGUUGAAAUAAACACUGAUGUAGUGGCAAAUGUCACUGUUACUGUUUCAACGAAUACUACCAAAGUUAAUUGCUCAUCGGAAAAGAUCUAUGGCCCUGUCGAGAUGGUUAAUGCAACAAGACUCAUGGAGUUAUUGAUCUUGGAGCCUGGUCCGUCAAAUCGCUCCAGAAACGAUAAAGAUGGUAAACAUUUACCAGGAGUAUGUGUUCUAGUGUUAUUUUAUGCCAGAUGGUGUGUAUUCAGCAGCCAAGCAGCACCACACUUUAACGCCAUACCACGUUCGUUUCCACAUAUUAAAGCAGUGGCCAUCGAUGCUAUAAAACACCAAAGCUUCAAUGCUCAGUACGGGAUAGUCGGGGUACCGACAUUGAUGUUAGUCCACAACGGUAAACCUGUUGCCAAAUUCAACGACACGAUUUAUACUCUGGAAUCGUUUGCCAAGUUCGUGUCCCAUCUGACGAACUUGCAACCAAAUGGCUCGCUGUACGUUACGUCGGCGGAUUUCACGGGGCCGGUUUCGAGCAUACCGUCCAACGAAAUGGACUACUGCCUAGUACUAUCGUGGAUCUUCAUAGUUGCCUGCGUGCUAUAUUUCACAUCACGCAGUAGAUGGUGGCAACAAUUUGUUGAGCUCAUUCAGAACACCUGGCUCGAAAGUAAUGCGGAACAUGAACAUGUUGAUUAGGAAAGAUAAAUUUUAUAUGAUAAAUUAGUGAUUUAUUUAUUCAUUAAGAUUUUGUAAAGAUGUAAAUAAAAGAAAGAAAAUAAAUAGGUAAAUUAUUUAGUAGAAGAAAUUCGAAAUACUUUAAAGUUACUUUAAUUACUGUUAAAUUAAUGGGUUGCUUAAAUUACUACUAAAAAAUUGUUUUAAUUGAAAGUUACGAUAAUUAUAUGAUAUCAAAAUUAGUGCUUCUUGAUUGUUUAAUUUUCAUGAUGAAAAAUAACGAAAAUGAAGAAAAUUGGAAUAUAUGAAACUUUGAUAUCAGUAAAUAGAUGCUGUGAUUACUUAAUUUUGAUCUUUUGUGUAUCCUCAUUUUUUUAAUUUUUAUCUAUAUUUAGGCUGUUAAGAAAACUAUCUAAUUACAGUACAUCUCGAUUUUAUUUUAAAUCAGUUAUACUAUCGAAAUUCUAUCUACUAUUACAUUUCCGUUGUAGAAAUUA